Messenger RNA from Miscanthus lutarioriparius, 633 nucleotides. Lineage: Eukaryota; Viridiplantae; Streptophyta; Magnoliopsida; Poales; Poaceae. The record is from the annotation of a GenBank genome assembly.
AUGGGGCAAUGCCGGGCAGGCGCGGCGGUGGCAGCGGCAACAUUGUGGUGGCUUACGGUGUGCGCCGGGGCGGUGUGGCUGGAGCUGGCGACGACGGCGAUCAAGUGCCUGUCCGAGGAGAUCCAGUCCAACGUCGUCGUCAUGGCCGACUACUCCAUCCUCUUCGAGGAGCACCCCAUACGCCCCAGGGUCUCCGCCAAGGUGACAUCGCCUUUCGGAGACGUCCUGCAUCACGCCGACAAGGUUAGCCAUGGCCAGUUUGCCUUUACCACGGCGGAAUCUGGCAUUUACCUUGCCUGCUUCUGGACGGAGACUCUGGAGAAGGGAAUGGUGGUCAACCUUAACCUUGAUUGGAGAACGGGGAUCGCAGCAAAGGACUGGGACUCCAUUGCUAAGAAAGAGAAGCUUGAUGGUGUGGCACUAGAGCUUGUCAAACUAGAAGUAGCUGCAAAAGCCAUCCAUGAAAACUUGCUCUACCUUAUAUUAAAAGAAGCAGACUUGCGAGACCUGAGUGAGUGGACACAAGUGAAGAUCACAUGGCUGAGCCUUAUAUCCCUCGCUGUCUGUAUCGCAGUCUCAGUUUUGCAAUUGUGGCAUCUCAAACAGUUCUUCCGAAAGAAGAAACUCAUCUAG